AUGAAGGGCGAAAUCAUCUCCCCCUGCGCGGGCUACAUUGGCACGGCUGGAGAAGCUGCGAGACAAUUCAGCACGGGAAGUUUCGUCAAUUACUCUACGCAUAACGCCGUCAUUCACAUGGCAAUGGUCUUUCGUUCGUGGGAGUUUACCAUCACCUCUUUCAACAGCUCCACCUGGAUGAAGCAUUGCAACGGACAGGUGAAAGCCCUCGCGAUUAUGACUCUGGCUUCGAAAAAGCAUAUUCAGAAUCUACACUGCGAUGUUGGCCCUCAAAAUUGGUACCAAGCUCUUCAGAAUUUCGGCGCCAACUAUGGUCAUCCUUUCAAGGACUAG
Molecule: messenger RNA, 333 nt
Organism: Colletotrichum orchidophilum
Lineage: Eukaryota; Fungi; Ascomycota; Sordariomycetes; Glomerellales; Glomerellaceae
Product: KR domain-containing protein
Exons: 2
Coding region: 1-333 (110 amino acids)
Source: RefSeq, a predicted model, not a curated record